Messenger RNA from Protopterus annectens (West African lungfish), 3087 nucleotides. It is a transcript of the gene ANKEF1, whose product is annotated as ankyrin repeat and EF-hand domain containing 1. Lineage: Eukaryota; Metazoa; Chordata; Ceratodontiformes; Protopteridae. Gene Ontology annotation, molecular function: protein binding; calcium ion binding. The coding region runs from base 235 to 2589 and encodes 784 amino acids. The record is from RefSeq and is a predicted model, not a curated record. The transcript is spliced from 10 exons.
UGCUAUGGAGACAAACAGCAGCGUCGCUUAACCAUUUUUGUUAUGCCAUUAAAAGUUCAUUUGCACAGAUCUUUCUGCUGAAUCUUCGAGCUGUUAUGUCAACUAUGUUUAGGAUAUAAACAACAAUAUAAACGAUGUCUUCAUGACAUAAUAAAAAAAUGUACAUGCCCUGUUUUUCAAUUUUCCGUCUUUGGAAUUAGCAUACUAAAAUACAUUUUAUCUGGAGGUGCUAUCAUGCCUGUAGCUGAAGGAAGACUUGCUGUUUUACAAAUCUACAAGGUUCUCCAGUGUGUCCGCCAAGAAGAUAAACAUCAGCUGGAAAAACUUGUUAAGUGUGGAAUACCAAAGCUCAUAAAUUAUACUGAACCUCGUGAGGGAGAAAGUGCUCUACAUUUAGCCUCAGUGGCCAACAACAUUGAUAUGUGCAACUUUUUACUUGGCUUAGGAGCUCUGCCAGAUGUGCAAGACAAAUGUGGACGUACUCCUGUAAUGAAAGCUGCAGAGCUAGGUCACGAUCAGAUAGUUGAAGUGUUGGUGAAAGCAAAUGCAGACAUGACUGUUGUGGACAAUGAAGGAAAAGGUAUUUUAUUUUACUGCAUUUCACCUACAAAAAGGCACCUGCGUUGUUUUCAGUUUGCUCUGGAAUAUGGAGCAGAUGUUAAUAACUGCUCACUGAAAGGAAUGCCAGUGUUUUUAUUAGCCUGUAAACAGGCAUCCCUGUGUAAAGAGAUGUGUCUACUAAUGCUAGAAAAAGGAGCAGAUGCAAAUGCAAGAGAUAAGGACACAGAUCACACUGCAUUAAUGGAAGCAGCGAGGGAAGGUGCAGUAGAUGUUGUGCGUUCCAUACUGCAAAGAAAAGGAGAUGUCAAUGCUUUGGAUAAAGGUCGAAAUCAUGCAGCUCAUUUUGCUGCUAAAGGAGGGUUCUUUCAGGUACUCCGGAUAUUAUCGGCAUAUGGUGGCGACCUAGGUAUUAUCAGCAUGGAUGGCAACACACCACUGCAUUAUGCUGCAAAAGGUGGUUUUGCUGAUUGCUGCAAGUUCAUAGCUCAAAGAGGCUGCAAUCCUAAAUUUAAGAACACUGAUGGAAUGACUCCAAGACUUCUUGCAAAAGAGUAUGGUCAAAAGGCUGUUAUGAAAGAAUUAAGAAAGGCAGAGCGUUCCUAUGCCAAGUUUUCAAAGCCAGGAAAUGUAAACCCAAACAAAGCUUGGGCUGUUAGGUUGUAUGACUGGUCUCUAGAAAAUGAAAAUGCUCUUCGUAAUUCGUUUGAAGCAGCUGGUACUGGUGAAGGCACAAUUCUAAAGGAAGAAUUUAUUACAGUGUUGCAGGAGAGGGAAGCACCUGUUACUGGUGAAGAGAUACAGCAAAUCAUUCAAGCACAUGACAAAAGUCGUGAUGGAAAAGUAAAUAUUGAUGAGUUCUUUAAAGGUUCAAAAUACUUGUCAAAACCCUUUCUUAUGUCAUCUUAUGAGUCUAAAAAGAAAGGGAAAAAAGGUAAAAAAGGUAAAAAAGGGAAGGGCAAACUUUCUAUACCCAUGCCGAUAUGUACUGUUCCAGAUAAUUUAAUUUUUCGCCGUGAAAAUGGUGGUCCCCCUCAUUUUAUGAUCGAAAGUUAUGAACAGUUUACAGAUUCUAGUCGAUUUGACAGGGACCGUCCACCAGAACAUCCUCUGCAGGAUGAUUCUGCUUGGUAUCUUGAUCUCCCUGACAAGUCCUACACUAACAUAAAUUUUGUCACUAAAGCAGGUGACAUUGAAUCUUUGAAACGAGCAUUUGCUGAGGGAGUACCUAUUGAUAUCAGAGACACAUUUUAUAAAACUCCACUGAUGGCUGCUUGUGCACAUGGAAACUUGGAAGUUGUAAACUUUCUUAUAUCAAUGGGUGCUGAAAUAAAUGCAUGUGAUAAUUUCAAUUGGACACCUCUUCACCAUGCUUGUCAUGCAGGACAACUGGACAUUGUUCACCUCCUAGUUGAAUCUGGAGCAAAAAUUGAUGCUGUUGCAACAAAUGGGUCUACACCAUUAAUGCGUGCUAUUGAAAGUUGUUCACUAGACUCUGUGCAAUAUCUAAUAAAUGCAGGUGCUAAAGUUCAACUUGAAAAUAAGAAAGAACAAAAUGCUUUGGAAAUUGCAAAAGCCUAUGCUGACUUUAGAAUAAUUGAAGUGGUUAAGACAAAGCUUGAUAGUCUUCCUAAACCAAAGGACAAGAAAAAACAGAAGAGUGUGAAAGCAGCAUCAAAACCAAAAGCUAGCACCACGGCAGCUACAAAAGAUUUUGCAAAAGAAAAGCUACAAAUGAUAACUGCGGGCUCUCCAAUACAGCAACAAGCAGAACAGAAGAAGGACUUACUCAAAGACAGUGUGAUACAUCAAAAUGCUUUAAUAGCUGAAGGAGCAACCAAGAAAAUAGACAUCACCUAUGUGCCAAGAUCGAUUUGGGGUCCUCAGCUAACCACACAAGAUUUAGUUAAAAAGAAAGAAGAGAGAAGAGAACGGUUCUCAUAUGAAGUAGAUUUUGAAGACUUCAUGAUGCCAUUCAAGAAGAAUUUCAUGGCAAAAUCAUUGGCAUUAGGAGGCCCAGAUGCUGAUUAAUGUAAACUUGCUUAAAGGAAAGAAAAUUGCACAAUAACGAUAUUUGACUCAAAACUCGUUUUUCUGUUUUCUGUUUAUAGCUAUAACCUACCUCUUAAUUGUUAUCAUAAUGUAAUGCAAUUAACUAAAUGUUUCUAGUCACACUACCACUUGAGUAUCAGACUCAGAAGAGUCAUAACUGUUACACAAAGUGCUUGACACUCUUUUACCAACAUAUUUUUGAGCAUAGAACUGAUAUGCACAUUCUUCCAAACUCAAACAAGCACUACAUUUUGGCAGUAGAAUUCUUUAAAGAAGAACUUGAGUACAGAAAGACACAGUGCAUUAAGUAAUUAAGACAUUGUUUAUGUUUUUUAAAGCAGUCUUGUAUAUUAGUGUUUUGACUAAAGUUCUAGUAUUGUUACUGUGUUUAUACAUGAUACUCAAACUUCACAAACAAGUAACAAGAUCAAACUCUUUUUGAAGGAAUUUAAGAAGUAUUAAAAUUCUUGGGACGAA